Molecule: messenger RNA, 1860 nt
Organism: Stylonychia lemnae
Lineage: Eukaryota; Ciliophora; Spirotrichea; Sporadotrichida; Oxytrichidae
Source: the annotation of a GenBank genome assembly
AUGGAAAGUUCUUAAAAGAUUGAUCAACCAGAAGAUUGCGAAAUCGACGUAGAAAUGAUAAUGAAAGAGUUUAAUUUGAGAAAUGAUAAAACAUUAGACCUCUAUUAAGAUUCUCUUGAACUAUAAGAAUAAUCCCUAAGUGAAACUAAAACAAAAUUUAGACUAGCUAAAAAUUUUGAACAGCAAUCUACUCGACGUGAACUUAUUGAAUAAUCAAUAUUCAAGUCAAAGUCAGAGCUUAUUGAUUAUUACGAGUAUGAAGAAAAUAUGAGUAAAUCUAACGAUAGUCUUUUUAAAUAAGACUAAGAGAUAAUAUCUGCCGAAGAAUCUGAGUUGUUAAGAGAUUUUGUGAGAUCCUAGGAGCAGAAGUUCAAAGAUGACCCCUUUAAUAAUGAAAAAAUCAUUCCUUCUGAUUGCUAUGUUAAAUUUGACACAGCAAAAUUUUUCAAGAUGCUAAUAUACCACUUGCUCUACUUUCAAAUAGCUGGUCCUUUCGUUGUAGUCCCCCUUAUAAUGAUGGUUGAUGGAAGGAAAUUACUUACUAAUAUGGGGUUUUGGGGUUUUACUCGGACACAUCUUUCAAAUUUGAUCCUUGCUACCUGCAUGCAACUCGGCUUAAUCACUUUUAUUGUGAGUGAAAAAUCCGGAACAUUAAAUUAUGUGGAACUAUUUGCAGCUGAACUUACAAUGCUAAUAAAAACUUUCUUAACCUCAAUAAGGUACGCUACUCAUUCCAAGUCAAGAAAGUAUAUGUACAGAAAUUAAUAUUUGACGAGACAUGAAUUAAUUCAAGAUUUUGUGGAGUAAGCCUGGAGUGAGCUUAAACCUGACAUUGUUGAUCGAGAAAUCAAGAAUUCUAUGAUAAUUAAUGAAAUUGAGAAUUUAUCAUUUGGAUGCCAGUUUUUAAGUAAAAUGAGAGAUCAUUUCAAAGACGCCAUUUGUGAUUAUUAAUACUAUGAAAAGAAUAAUUACGAUACUUAAAAAUUAUAGAUAGUACUGAGGAAAACUAAAGAAAUAUUCAAUCAUCAAUCAAAUUAAGAUUUGACUUUUACCAGCGCAGUGUCAAGUAAAUUAAAAACUAAAAAAGCAAUAAUAUUCCCUCAAAAAUAAAAUGCUACUGAUGAAAUAGAAAAUACUGUAUUAAUUAGAAAUUCAAUUGAAGAAGUAGACGACUAGAAAUUACUGACAAGAUACUCGGCUCGAACUUUUAUGAGAGAAUAAUUUCUCACAUCAUAGGUACUGCUUCCACCUCGGUAAAAAUCACUCGGAAUCGUACUUUCGAUUAUUCAUGGACUCCUCUCUUUUAGUAUGGUUUUUAGCACUGACUACAAAAAUGAAACAAAUGAGGAAAUUUGGUAUCAUAGAUAUAUUCAUACUGACUUUUGGGUGUACACAAUUUCCCUAUUUUACAUAAACAGCUUUAUAUUUUACAAAAAUAUAGUAUUCAUGGAUGUUGCUUUAAUUGAUUUUGGAAGAACUUAUAUUGUAAUGCAACUGAUGAACGUGCUUUUGGAACCUAAUAGACAAAAGCUUAAUAAUAUCACUAGAAACUUCCCUAUUAUUAAUUUCUUUGACAAAAGGUCAAUGCUUUGCUGGUUAGACCUCAAAUUACUUCUAGAGAAUUUUGGGUUAAGAUAUAGAUGGACUCUAAUCAUUUUUGAAAUCCUCAUUAUGCUUAUUCUUACAAUACUACUUUUUAAUUACGCUGAAAGAACUAAUCAUAUCUUUCAAAUGCAAAUUCACAAACUAUUGGAACUCAAAAAUUAGUUAGAGAGAAUUCAUUCUGAGUGGGAUUUUAUAAUGGAUAGCAGCAAUGAUUUAAAAGAGAACCAACUUUUUCAAUUGACAAAUCUUCAUUGA